ACACUCCUUUUAUAUAGUCUGCAUCAUAAAAAAAGAUUAAUUACAGACUGUUUUUGACUGGGGUAACUGGGUGAAGGGGGCGGUGACCCUUUGGCGUACGGAGGCAGUUAUAAAAGCGUUUCCGUUUCUCCUGCUAAGGGUAAAACAAUGAGCGUUUUUGAAGGGAAACACAUUUAAUCAUACACAUAGCAAGCCCAGCGCUGGGGGAUUUUGUGGGGUUGAUUGAUCGCAAAUAAACUCAGGUGAGUAUAAUAUGUAGUCGGUGAUUCUGUGCUGCUCACCAGGUAAAAGGUGCACUUUUUUUUUUUUUUUAAAUAAAGAGCUCUCCAACAAAGGAAAUAAAAGUCGUUAGGCGACGAGUGGAUUUAAAGAAGGAAUCGCUAAGGGAACUGAGGACAGUCAGAGACAGAGCUGCGGGUUUAAAGGCAGCGCACACGCACGCGUUAGGCUGGCAAUGGUGGGGAGGCUCAAUUUGCGCAAUGUGUGUGACGAAGACCUGCUGGAGAUGAAUCUAAAAGCUGAGAGACUGUUGGACAGUCCGGAUUCUGGACUUCCUCCCAGCCCCAGUGUGAGUCCGAGCCCCUGGCUGAGCGGGGACAGGAGCACGGCCAGCUCCGUGUGUGAGGACGAGAGCAGAGCUGCAACUCUUGCUGCGGGUCCUCCUAAGCUUGUUAGAGGCGUGUUUCAAUUGCACCCGUUUUCCUAUGGUGAGGGAAUUGAACUUGAUCCUCUACCCCCAAAAGAAUUAAGAUACACAUCAUCAGUGCGGUAUGGCUCGGAUCGUCACUAUAUUCAGGAUGUGUGUUUACAGCCUACAGGUUUAGGGCUGGAGUUGUGCAGCCAGACCAUCAUAGCUAGCGCAAAGAGCACAUGGAGACGAUAUAAGACCCAACUGGAGUUAGUGCCCCGUCAGCGGGUACAUCACUACCAGAGCACCACCAUUGUGUACCCAAAACAUGCCAGGACCCUUUACACCACACAGCUCAACUAUGAUGGACGCAAGUUGGCCAAGCGCUUUCUGUCCAGUGUGGAACUGAAGGUGUCCAACUGUAAGGCCAAUCAAUAUUAAGAAAUGACUUUCUGGAAAAAUUAUAACAGAAUUUGUAAAGAUAAAUCUUACUUUACUUAACUAUGAUUGCCAUUAAGGGUGUUUAGAACCAGAUGGGUGGAAUUGCCAAAGUAUGUAUGUUAAUGGUUCAAUUAGAAGGUUUGCUUUUAGAUGGAUGGUGUAUCAUGCAUUUGGGGGGGUUGGAUGAGUUUUAAUGUUGCUUCUAUUCAAAUGUAUAUGAAAUAUUUUAUGUAAUAUUUUCAGACCAGUUAGUUUUGCGAUUCUGCUCUGUGAUGUUGAUCAAUCACUUAUUAAACUUUUAUAGUAAUAUAGUAGCACUGUGCUCAGUAAAAGCACUGAAGAGCUAGGGUGAAACAGGAAAGUGAUGAAAUAGGAAAAAAGUGAAAGAGUUAAAUUUAAUUCAACCUAUGUAAAUGUUUAGUAUUUUGUUAAUUGGUGUCCAUACUGAGUUGUUUUGCCUCAGUAAUUUGUGGUGUGUAAAUGGUUUUCUUGAGUUCUGGAAUAGUGUGAAAUGUUGCACAGUCAUGUAAUGAGAACAGGUAUAUGGAUGUCUGAAAAACAAAAAACAGUAGAAUGGGUUGAUAAAGGUUGUCUGUCUACUACUGUAA
This is a messenger RNA of Clarias gariepinus (North African catfish), 1677 nucleotides long. RefSeq names its product refilin B (gene rflnb). Gene Ontology annotation, biological process: negative regulation of bone mineralization involved in bone maturation; negative regulation of chondrocyte development; skeletal system morphogenesis. Bases 455 to 1069 code for a protein of 204 amino acids. The transcript is spliced from 3 exons. The record is from RefSeq and is a predicted model, not a curated record. NCBI's taxonomy places the organism in Eukaryota, Metazoa, Chordata, Actinopteri, Siluriformes, Clariidae. Gene Ontology annotation, molecular function: filamin binding. Gene Ontology annotation, cellular component: actin filament bundle.